This is a messenger RNA of Neltuma alba, 558 nucleotides long. RefSeq lists its product as uncharacterized. The record is from RefSeq and is a predicted model, not a curated record. The transcript has a single exon. Bases 1 to 558 code for a protein of 185 amino acids. NCBI's taxonomy places the organism in Eukaryota, Viridiplantae, Streptophyta, Magnoliopsida, Fabales, Fabaceae.
AUGAACAUCCCGAAGAGAGGUCUCAAGAUCUGCCUUGCUGUGUUCUUCGUCUUCUUGAUCAUUCUUGCCACUGUGAUCAUUACCCUAAUCUUCACCGUCUUCAAACCUAAGAAUCCUGAAAUUACUGUGAAACCCAUGGGUUUUCCGUUUCCCAAUGGUUUAUCAGGAAAUGUGACUGUGAAAAUGGCGGUUACGAUAGUGAAUCGGAACUAUGGAAGUUUUAGUUACGAGAAUUCCACUGGUUAUGUGAACUUUCAGGACAUCGUCGUGGCUGAAGUUCCACUGGAAAGUAAAAGGAUUCCGGCGAGAAGGACGGUGAAUUUGACAACUUCUGCAGAUUUUAUGAUUGGAAAGUUGAUAAAAGAUCCCAAUUUUUGGAAAGAAAUUGCAGAAGAAAACGGAACGGUGGUUCUGAGAUCGGUGGCUACACUUCCUGGAAAAGCAACGAUGCUGAAGAUUUUCAAGAAGAAAGCGACGGUUCAUAACACUUGUGACAUCUCUCUUCAUAUUGCUUCAUUGGGCGUUGAUUCUAAGUGUGUAUCCAAAAUCAAGUUAUGA